GAUCGACUUCUUCUCUUCGCAGACUCCUUGGGUACAUCGAGAAGGCCAGCAUCGGGAACCAUACGGCUCACCGCUCAAGAUGCCGGCUCCUCUUGCUCGAGGUAUAAUCAUUGCAGCCACCAUUGUCGUCGCUGCCGGUUUGGCCGCAUAUGAAAACCCCGAGGUGCGAGCAUGGAUCGACCGCACGAGGCACAAGAUUGCCAUGGGCCUCCACAACCUCGGGGACGAAAUCAACCCAAAACAGCGACCUCGGACACACCGGCCUUCCACUGAUGCCUCAAUGCACGAAGAGAAGGGAGAUCUCGCAGAAGCACGACGAAUGGAGGCAAUUGCAGAGAUCAUGGAACGAGGGCGAAUUAUGGAAGAAAGGAGGAAGAGAAGGAAACUGUCGACCGAGAAGUCGAGGAAAUCAAGCUUCGACACCCUCGUGGACGAAAAUGGCAAUCUGAUUGAGCAGACAACAACACCGCAGCCCGAGACAGAAGCCCAUUCUUCAGCCGUUGAUCCUUCUGGGCAGCACGAGACCCUUAGACAGCGUAGGCAAUCCGGGCAAAUGCAAGAAGAGAGCCCAGCGCUUCACGAGUCUGUGGACCAAAGCCUUCCUUUACGCAACCUUCCUCCCCGCCCUCUUGAUCAGGAGGAGAACACCACCUUCGAGUCACGAUAUGAACGGGAGAUGCGUGAGGCUUGGAAUAUUCCGUUGUCCGACAGACGAAUCGAGCUUCCUUCCAGUCACCCCUCCGAAAGCCUACUCGAUCUCACCCCUUCUACAGAGGAUGCUCCAGAUCCGGACUAUUCGGUUCCGUCCCGAGAAUACCUGAACCGUCGCUUUGAUCGGCCAGAGUAUUUCUCCGUUGCGGCCUCACACUCGAGCCAUACCCUGUCCGAUCACGAAUCACAAAGUCAAUUUCCGGCUCAGAGCACGUAUCUAAAUCGUCCUUCAACGACGACAGAGCAACUCACCCCAAACGCAACCAACCCUUCGUCUCGAGCUCCAACCGUAGAUGGAAGCAUAAGCAGUAUUCAUGCAAGCGAGGCGGAAGAUAGCGCGGAUGAUGUGCUCAGUGAGAUUGGAGAUGGUGUUCGUACCCCGGCAAGUGUCUGGACCGAAGUAGAUUCGACCGUUAGCGGAGAUGGAUUGUAAUGCAGGUCUUAUAUGGAGUUUGGGGUCCUUGGGGCGCACUCGAGGAGCAUACAAGCGACAUAGCCAGAGUUUCUUGUUUAGAAGACAGGGACGGUCGGCUGCGGAGUGAUUUUGGCGAACUGGACGGACGGCUACAGACUUCAUAUAUGUAAGUGGUGGCGUCCUGGCUGUGUCGCGUCAAUCUCCUGCACGCUGCCGUCUGGAUGUGAAGAGUUUCAAUGUGUUCACCGAUUCUUUCA
Messenger RNA from Exophiala xenobiotica, 1383 nucleotides. RefSeq lists its product as uncharacterized. NCBI's taxonomy places the organism in Eukaryota, Fungi, Ascomycota, Eurotiomycetes, Chaetothyriales, Herpotrichiellaceae. The record is from RefSeq and is a predicted model, not a curated record. The transcript is spliced from 2 exons. Bases 80 to 1144 code for a protein of 354 amino acids.